Molecule: messenger RNA, 6159 nt
Organism: Lethenteron reissneri (Far Eastern brook lamprey)
Lineage: Eukaryota; Metazoa; Chordata; Hyperoartia; Petromyzontiformes; Petromyzontidae
Gene: NWD2
Product: NACHT and WD repeat domain containing 2
Molecular function (GO): protein binding
Source: RefSeq, a predicted model, not a curated record
GGGGGGGGGUGGCGCUGCUCGCUGACAGCACGCGCUCCGUGGGCUUUUAGCGAAAUUAAAGAGAGCGCGAGGGGGGAGAGGGGAGGGCGACAGGCGGGGGAGGGGGGGUGAUGGCGAGCUGAAGACACCGCUAGAGAAGAAGGGACGCGAGACCUCUCCGCCUCGCCUCGCCAUCCAGCGUGGACCCUGACGCAACCGCGUGAACCGCGCAGCGCUCUCUCGGCUCCCGCGAGCGAGCACGGGGAGCGAGGGAGUCGAGUGGCGACUCCGUCCGGGCUGGCGGGCGCGAGGUCCGUGGGCUCCUCCCGCGCGCUCCGCCGCCUCUGCCAGGGGGACGCAAUGCGGCGCUCCGCGUCUCCCAGCCGCGCCGGCCACCGGGGAGUCUAGGAGCAUGGCGGACGAAGCGCCGAGUUGGUGACAUUAGCACCGCCACCGCCGCCGUUGCUGCUGCUGCUGCUGGUAUAUCGUGAUCAUUGUAUUUGUGUCGUUAUCAAGACACGAGGAGGAAGCUGCGUGGGGUCAUCGGUCAAUGGGAACCGCUGCGGCGGCGGCGGCGGCGCGCGCUGAAGGAUUCUGAACGUCGGGGCAGAGGCGAGCGGGGAGGGGGCGCGCGACGAAGGGCAGGGCCCGGGCAGGGACGAAGGGCAGGGCCCGGGCAGGGCCCCGCGUGCAGGCGGAGUCAUGUCGGGACUGCGCGACCCGGCGUCUCGACACGCCGUGCUCAGGGGCCACCUCGCCGCCAUCCCUCCCGCGUCGGCGGCGCGAUGCGUGCGCGUCUUCAUCAGCGCCAAUCCUGAAGACACGGAGGCGGAGAGGCAGGCGCUGCGGGAGCACGUCUUCCCCAAGCUGCGCGAGUUCUGCCGAGACAACUACGGCCUCGACUUCCAGGCGGUGGACGUGUUCUGGGGGAUGGAGCCGGGCGAGUGGCACGAGCACGAGGUGCGGGAGCUGCGCACGCGCCUGCUGCUCGAGUGCAUGCGCACCUCGGUGGGGCCCUGCUUCGUGGGGCUGCUUGGGGAGCGCUAUGGGGACGCGUGCCUCCCAGGACAGAUCGAGGCGGCGGAGUUCGAGCGGAUCCUGGAGAGCGCCCUCGGCGCCGGCCUGAGCACUCGCGCCCUGGAGGAAUGGUACCGGCGAGACGAGAACGCAGUGCCGCCCGCGUACUACCUCCUGCCCCGGGGGGCCCGGGGGGACGCGCAGGGGGACGGGCAGAGCCGCGCCGAGGAGCGGGAGGCCUGGAUGUCGCUCGCGGCCGAGAUGCGCGCCGUGCUCAAGGCGGCGGUGACGCUGUGCCAGUCACGCGGCCUCAUCACCAGUGGCCAGGCACAAAAGUACUUCACUUCAGGCGUGGAGGAGGAGUUCAUGUGCGCGCUGGACAAGCAGCCGCUGAGCCAGGUGCGCCGCUGCGUCUGCUACAUCCGCAGCAUCCAGGACGCGGAGCGCUUCGCCUGCGUGCCGCGCAUGGCCCGCUACCUCGACCUCUCGUCGCCCGACGCGGCUGGCAUGGCCAAGGUGGCGCGCGACCCCAGGGCCCUGCAGAAGCUGCAGCGGCUGCGCGACUCCUUCGUGCCGGCGUGCGUGAGCGACUCGAAGCUGCGCGUCUACUCCUCCGUGACGCUGUGCGACGCGCGGCUGGGCUACACGGAGCAGUUCGAGCGCCAGUACGUGGAGGGCCUCUGCCGCCAGUUCUACGAGGACAUGAUCGACAUCAUGGAGACGACGGUGCCGCGCGCGUGCGACGCAGAGACGGAGCGCGCCUACGAGGAGGUGCUGCAGCACGUGUCGCUGUGCACGACGUACCGCGCGCUGUACGCCUACGCGUGCGACGCACUCGCCGUGCUCGGGCAGUACGUAGCCGGCCGGCGCUCCCGCGUCUUCCCGCUCGUUGUCUUCGGCGGGCCCUGCAGUGGCAAGACGCUGCUCAUGGCCGAGGCGGCCGCGCGGGCCUACCAAUGGCUCAAGGAGCGGAAGGGUCCCGAGUAUUUCCCCACGGUGCUCGUGCGCUUCCUGGGCUCCACAGACGACAGCAGCACCCUCCGCGGCCUCCUGCGCAGCCUGUGCCAGCAGGUGGCCUGGGUCUACGGCAAGCCGCUGGGGCCCUUCCCAGAGGGGGUGCGCGAGCUGCAGGCGCUGUGGCUCUCGCUGCUCACGGCGUCGAGCAACGACCAGCCGCUCGUCAUCAUCCUGGACGCGCUGGAUCAGCUGGCGGAGGACGACGACGCGCGCUCCGCGUGGUGGCUGCCCCCGACGUUGCCCUCGUCAGUGCGGGUCAUCGUGUCCACGCUGCCCAACAAGUUUGGGGUCCUGCAGUCGCUGAAAAAGAAGAUCCCGGACGAGCACAACUACGUGGAGAUGGUGGCACGCGACAAGAAGACCUGCAACCAGAUGCUGAAGGCGCGGCUGUUGCAGGCCAAGCGCAAGGUGACCUCGGGCCAGCAGAUCUACAUCAACGAGGCACUGCUGCGCUGCACGCUGCCCAUGUACCUGAACCUGCUGCUGGUCGAGGUGUCACGCUGGCGCUCGCACAAGGACGUGGACGACUCCACGCUGUGCCGAACCGUGCACGAGAGCAUCGAGAACCUCUUCGCCAACCUGGAGCUCAAGUGCGGCCCCCGCUUCGUGUCACGCGCCCUCGGAUACAUCACCCUGGCCAAGCACGGGCUGUGCGAGGCCGAGCUGGAGGACGUCCUCUCGCUCGACGACUACGUCGUGCAGGAGACGCUCGCCGCAGCGCACCGGAACGCAGCCGCCUCCGCGGCCUGCGGCGAUGGCGCCGUGGCGGCGGCCGCCACGUUCGCGCGCGUGCCCUACUUCAAGGUGGCCACGCUGCGCUUGGAGCUGCAGGGCUACCUGGUGGAGCGCGACGUGCAUGCUACCCACCUGCUCGUCUGGGCCAACCGCCACCUGGUGUUCGUGGCCAACAAGCUGUACCUGAGCGACGCGGACGCUGUGACGGAGAUGCACGGCGUGCUGGCCGACUACUUUUCCGGCCAGUGGUCGGCCGGGAGGCCCAAACCCCUGCAGGGCCCGCACGAGACGCUCGCUCCGCGCAGGGGCAACGCCGCGGGGGGCGCCGCGGCGUCUUCCUCGUCGUCCUCGGCGGUGGCCGUGGGGGGACGUCACCCGAACCACGACAAGAAGAACCACCACCACGGCGCCGGCGAGUUCUACGACCGCCAGGCCGUGUCGCAGCCCUGGAACUUCCAGUGUCGCCUGCUGGAGAUCAGCCAGCUGUUCGUGAACCUCCGGAAGCUCAAGGAGCUGCCAUACCACCUGACCAAGAGCGGUCGCGUGGACGACCUCCUCUUCAACGUGAUCCUCGACUUUGGCUACAUGCACGCCAUGGUGCAGUCGGGCCGCCUGCACGCGCUCGUGCUCGAGAUGGAGGCGGCGCACGCGCUCACGCAGGACAAGGACGUGCGCUUUCUGGCGGACACGCUGCGCGGCGUCUCCCCGGCGCUCAUGGAGGACCCCAACUCCCUCUCCACCGAGCUGCAGCAGCGCAUGCUGCCCUUUGUGCGCGUCUACCCCAAGAUCCGCCAAAUCCUGCAGGUGUGCGACCGCGAGGGCCUGCGCUACUGCUCCAUCGUCACGCUCCUCUCGCCCAUGGACCGCCUGGGCGAGCCCAAGCGCGUGCCGCUCACGACCAACGCGGUGCGCAUCACCGACGUGCUGCCCACGUCCAAGCCCGGCGUGAUCGUAGCGGCGCUGGACAACGGCACGGUGAGCACGUGGGACCUGGCGCGCGGGCAGCCCGUCAAGCACAUCACGACACACGGCGUGCCGCUGCUGAGUGCGCAGCUCAACGGCGACGAGAAGUACCUCGUCGCGUCCACGCUCAACAACACGCUGCUCGUGUUCGACCACUGCUCGUCAACGCUCCUCUACGAGGUGGAGGUGAAGGCGCCCAAGCUCGCCGCGCAGAACCACCACCAGCACCACCACCAGCAGCACCACCAUCAGCACCACCAGCAGCAGCCUGCUGCACCGCCGCCUGAGCCGGUGCAGCAGGCGAUGGGCGGCUUCCGGCUGUCGACGAACCACGCGCUCGCCUGGCUCGAGAGGAGCACGGAAGUGCACGUGAUUGACCUCAACUACGGCUGGCCGCUGUGCGUGUGCCACUGCUGGUACGAGGUGACGUGCGCGCAGUGCUCGGAGGACGGCAUGUACGCCUUCUGCGGCCAGCAGCUCAACACCACCUCCAUCUUCCGCCUGGAGAGCGGCGAGCGCCUCGCCACCGUCACGUCCGAGUGCUCGGCGGGCUACGUGCACGCCAUCCUGCUGGCGGCGCAGGCGCAGGAGCUGUACGCGGUGGACAACGGCGGCAGCCUCGCCGUGUGGGACCUGGAGGAGAUCACCAACCCGCAGCUGGUGGAGGAGUUCGACUGUCGCGGCGGGGAAGCGGGCGACGUGGCGAGCGUGGAGCUCUCCAAGCAGCAGAACGCUCUGCUCAUCUGCAAGCGCUUCAGCAUGGAGGUGUGGGACACAUUCUCCUGGGCCAUGACCGACAAGUUCAAAGCUCGGCGCAAUGAGAAGUUCCUGUGCGCUGUCCUGUCGCGCAACUGCGAGUCCAUCGUGGCGGCCAUCGAGAUGAUGGCGUCCAUCUUCAUCUGGAGGCGCGACACGGGCCAGUGCCUGGCCACGCUUCCCGGCAACUCGGGCAUUGUGACGAAGCUCAUCAAGUCGGCGGUGAACGACACGCUGCUGGCCGUCACCUCCAAGGGCGUGCUCUCCGUGUGGGACAUGGAGGCAAUCGACGCCAUCUCGGCCGUCGACAAGACGGGCAAGGCCAUCCGCUGUGUGCUGCUGCCAUCGCGCGGUGAGUGCGUGUUCACGACGGACGGCACGGACACCAUCUACAGGUGGAACAUCCACUCGGGCUUCAUCGAGUCGCUGUACAAGCACGAGGGCGUCGUGGAGCAGUGCGUGCUCACCUCGUCUGCCGAGGUGAUGGUGUCUGCGGACGCGACGGGGAACCAGUUCGUGUGGAUCACGGGCAGCGGCGAGUGCCUCUUCCGUAUCACGGGCCAGCGCGCGUCGCAGCUGCUGGUCACGCACAACGACCUCUUCGUGGUGUCGCUGUGCGAGAAGAAGGCGUCACGCGUGUGGCGCCUGGCCACGGGCAACAAGGUGUGCAACAUCCUCGUUGGCCUGGAGAACGCGGCCAUCACGGCGGCCAACACCUUCCUCGUGGGCCUCAACCAAAACUCGCUGCUCGCCGUCAACCUGUGGACGGGCAGCGUCUCCAAGAAGUUCGCGUGCGAGGACGGCACGCGCAUCCUCGCCUACCGCCUGCUGCCCGACUGCCCGGACUACGUGGCCAUCGUCACCACGGCGGGCACCAUCUUCACCUGGAGCCUGGCGGACGAGGCCGUGCGCCGACGCGUGCAGCUGCCCGCGCAGUUCCACAAGCGCCUCGAGGACUUCCAGAUCUCGCCCAGCGGCAAGCUGGCCGUGCUGUCGACGGGCGACGAGAGCGUCAACGUGCUGGACCUGCACAACGGCAAGCUGCGCGUGCUGAACGCAGGCGGUGCCGUGUGGCAGCAGAAGCUGUCGACGGACGGCCGCUACGUCGUCUACGUGUGCUACAAGCGGCGGCGCGACGAGCUGUGCGCGCUGCUCGUCGAGGACCCGGCCAACGCGCAGGCCGUGACCGCGUGCCUCAAGGUGGUGCGCCUGGCCGACGGCAAGUGCAUCGGCGCGUGCACGCUCUACAAGGCGCCGUCGUGCUUCGUCAUCUCCAAGCGCCACCUCAACAUCGUCAUCGGCUUCGAGGACGGCAGCGUGGGUGCCUACACGGUGGUGGACAACGUGGACGCGGCCAUGAAGAUCAAGAUCGCCUCGUCGCCCAGCCGCCGCAUCAGCGCCAUGUCCAGCCAGGUGGCGAGGCCGCGGCGCCUCGUGCACGCCCACAAGGCCGCCGUCGACGUCCUGUGGAGGGAGUCCAGCGAGGAGUUCACCAAGGGGGGCGCGUGCGGGGGAGGUGGGGGGGGCCUGGGGGGCGCCGGAGGGGCGCACCUGCUGGGACCCACCAACACACGGAGGCCAGGUGGUGGUGCCUGGUGUGGUGGUGCCUCGUGCCACGACUCCCAAGUCGCCAAACUCUUGCAGAAGGACGCGAUGGCGAGCGCCGCGUUGUGGCGACCUCGGCAGCAUUGA